AGUGGUUUGGACCUUUGAUAAAAGGCGUCCCUCCAAAUUACUAAACCGUCCUAUGCUAAUCUGUCAACUCAUUGGUAAACCUCCAGGAUCAGCUCUUCAGAUUCUGAAGUUGUAUAUAAGGAGCACCUUUUUCUUCUACGUAGCCGUAUAUGAUGGCGCUGACUUCAUUCGCUGUUGCCUUUGUAUUAUUGGGACUUGCCUUGGGGGACGAUCGCGAAUGUGUCACUUCCACCGCCGCUAACGGACACCACGGCCACUGCGUCACUGUGGAGUCCUGUCCCUACGCUUACUACGUCAGCGGCAAGUGUCCGUCCUACGGCUAUGAUGUCAAGUGCUGCUACAGCUGCCAUUACGGAGGGUGCCAGACCGAAUCAUCAGCAGGUAGUGUACCCGGGACCGAGUCGGGAGAGGGUACUGAAAACUCUACCUCCCUCUACGCUGACGUCCGCGCUGCCUGGCUGAGCCGAUACGACUACCCCAGCACACAGGCUGAACUGGCGCAGUGGUUCGCACAACUUAAGGCGAAGGGCAUCAACCGGGUCUAUCCCAACGUGUGGGGCAACGGCCAGAUCUACUUCCACUCCCAGACCUUCUCGUCGCUGGGGAUCCGCGGGUUUGUACAGGACGUGCUGAGAUGGGCUGUAGAGGAGGGGCAGAAGGCAGGGAUAGAGGUCUGGGCAUGGUUUGAGUAUGGUCUCAUGGCCAGCUGGAGUUCCAGUCCCACUGUCCCCGCCUUCUCCACCGCCGCGUACAACAGGGGCUGGAUGAAGGGAGAGGCAAAUGGCUACUGGUGGAUGGACGCAGGGAACACUGAGGUCCUGGACUUCCUUGCCGGAAUGAUGCAGGACGCGCUCGACAACUACCCCGGGCUGGCUGGAGUCCAGCUGGACGACCAUUUUGCUCAACCCUCGCAGCUUGGAACAGACCUGGUGUUAACAAUGACAAACGCAGCAAGGCGCAUCCUCGGCCAGGUGUCGGGCAGGGUGUCGUUCUCACCGAUCGUCCCUACCAGCCUGUCCGUCAACGGUUACAACGUAGACUGGGUGUCCUGGGUAAAGGAGGACAUCGGCUUUCAUGAAUACGUCCCUCAGAUUUACCGUGACAACGCCCCAGCCUUUAAUUUGGAACUGGAUCGCGUCAUGUUGGAGGUUGGGAAGACCAAGCUGGUGAUCGGGCUCCGGUGUAACGGCUCGGGAGCUCCCACGGCGUAUUCUGAACUCAGUCAGAUGCUGGGCCGCUGUGAGACCGAGGGGGUCGGGUACAGUAUCUGGUACUCCCAGUGUUUCACCCAGCUCUACACGGACCUCAUGUUGGGGUAGGUAAACCACGUGCAGAAAUAAAUACCACAAAGUUUGAAGAGACAGAAAUAAAACAAGCAAAACAG
Molecule: messenger RNA, 1384 nt
Organism: Branchiostoma floridae (Florida lancelet)
Lineage: Eukaryota; Metazoa; Chordata; Leptocardii; Amphioxiformes; Branchiostomatidae
Exons: 8
Coding region: 150-1319 (389 amino acids)
Source: RefSeq, a predicted model, not a curated record